AAUGAACCUAACCUGAUGCAGCUGAGGCCAAUUACGCCUCCACCUGGCAGAGUUCCCUGAGCUACUCCCCCACUCUGCUCCCUCUGCAGCCGAGCCAAACCCAGCCAGCCACCGCAGAUCGUUUUAUGGAGGGAAAAUCCAGAGUUGCAUUCUGUUAAAUGGUGCAUCAACGGCAAGCGGGACGGACCUCUCUGCCUCCAGCACAGGCCCACAGAUGAUCACGGAUACCACUUCCUUUUCCUCAGGACUGUGCCCGAAGAAAACAUGAGUCUUGAUGGAGACCCGUUGUCAGUGAUGGACAACCCGGCUGCUGAUCGCCAUCCUUUUCAUUCAGAGACAACAAGCGUUGCAGCUGCCCAGGGAGUCUGGGGCUGCCUGAGAGGGACUCACUGCACGGGCCACGCUCACAGGCUGGUGAGGCUGCUGGCAGCAGUGUGUGCAGUCGGACUACUGGGAGGCUUAGCUGUAGGCGUCUGGUUUCUAGUGAAACUGCUACUGAGGCCUUCCUACUCGCAAAGUCCAGCGGGACUUGGGGACACAAAGGAGACUUCUUUCUGCAAUGUGACUGAAGAUAACUUUAUCUCUGACCCCAGGAAAGUGUUUUACAGGAUCAGCCCAGAGAACUCCCUCCUAGAGAUACAGCUGGGGAACCUGCCCACCUGGCUACCAGUGUGCUACGAGAGGUGGAACUCCUCACUGGGAACAAUGGUCUGCAGACAGCUUGGUUCUCUGAGACUGACCGAGCAUAAAGGAGUGAAUCUUACGGAUAUUGGGCCAAUCUAUAAUGAUGGCUUCAUACAAAUUACCUCAGGACACAAGAGCAAUCUGGAAAAUAUGUGGCAAGUCAGGGGGAACUGUAUCACAGGGAAGGUUAUCGCUUUGCAAUGUUUUGAGUGUGGGACACGAGCAAAGCUGCCCAGGAUAAUCGGGGGAGUCGAAGCCACGCUGGGCAGGUGGCCCUGGCAGGUCAGCCUCUACUACAGCAACCGUCACACCUGCGGAGGCUCCAUCAUCACCAGUCAAUGGGUAGUUACAGCCGCCCAUUGUGUGCACAACUACAGGCUACCUCAGAUAUCCAGCUGGGUGGUCUACGCGGGCAUCGUCACCCGUAGCUCGGCUAAAAUGGCUCAGCAUAUAGGAUACGCUGUGGAGAAGAUCAUUUACAAUAAGAACUAUAACCACAGGAGCCACGACAAUGAUAUAGCCCUGAUGAAACUGCGGACACCGCUGAAUUUCUCAGACACAAUCCGGCCCGUCUGCUUGCCUCAGUACAACUAUGAUGCUCCAGACGGGACACAGUGCUGGAUCUCUGGAUGGGGAUACACACAGCCUGAUGGUGUUCACUCCCCUGACACUCUGAAAGAAGCCCCAGUUCCCGUAAUAAGCACAAAGAAGUGUAACAGCUCCUGCAUGUACAAUGGAGAGAUCACACCGCGGAUGCUUUGUGCAGGAUACACAGAAGGGAAAGUGGAUGCAUGCCAGGGGGACAGUGGUGGUCCUCUGGUUUGCCAGGAUGAUAAUGUGUGGAGGCUGGUAGGGGUCAUCAGCUGGGGGACAGGCUGUGCUGAACCCAACCAUCCAGGAGUUUACACCAAAGUAGCUCAAUUCUUGGGCUGGAUCUAUGACAUGAUUGAGGUAGACAGAACGUUUGUUUAAACUGAUGGGGGGUCAUUCUUCUGUGCCAUUUGCACGUACGUUUUUUUUGUUGUUGUUGUUGCUGAUAAUGCAUCUGUUCUUCUGAGUAAAUGCAGGAUUUUUUACAAAUAAUAAUGUGGUGCUUUUAUGAAAAAAGGGACGUUUCUCCCUUCACUGCAGACAAAUCUGAGAGUCCAUUACAUUUCAUACACAGCCAUGAAUAUCACCAGCAACGGGAAGGAUUUGAAAAAUGGAGCCUAUAAUAGAUUAUAAGCACACGUGUUGCACUGAUUGCUCAUAAUGUAUUUCUUCAUGCAGAAUUACUGAGGAGGAGCCAUGAAGAACAACACCACGCUACUAUGUUUGAAAGUUGAUAUUUUUUACUUUACAUGUCCGUUAAAUGAUGUACACAUAGAGACGGGUUAAAAGACAUCAAUAUCCAUUUUUCUGUUAUAUGUAUUUAAUAAAUAUAAUCGCUCUUUUAAAACCGUGUCCGUGUUUUUCUUGAGUAGCGGUAACUA
This is a messenger RNA of Pungitius pungitius (ninespine stickleback), 2156 nucleotides long. RefSeq names its product transmembrane serine protease 5 (gene tmprss5). Gene Ontology annotation, biological process: proteolysis. Gene Ontology annotation, cellular component: membrane. Gene Ontology annotation, molecular function: serine-type endopeptidase activity. The record is from RefSeq and is a predicted model, not a curated record. Bases 265 to 1656 code for a protein of 463 amino acids. The transcript is spliced from 13 exons. NCBI's taxonomy places the organism in Eukaryota, Metazoa, Chordata, Actinopteri, Perciformes, Gasterosteidae.